Molecule: messenger RNA, 1840 nt
Organism: Heterocephalus glaber (naked mole-rat)
Lineage: Eukaryota; Metazoa; Chordata; Mammalia; Rodentia; Bathyergidae
Gene: Dio1
Product: iodothyronine deiodinase 1
Biological process (GO): thyroid hormone metabolic process
Molecular function (GO): thyroxine 5'-deiodinase activity
Source: RefSeq, a predicted model, not a curated record
ACCCCACCCCACAGUGCCUGGCUGCAGCCUCCCUGUCCACCAGCCUCAGAGCCAGUGCUAGCUGUGCCGCAGAGAUGGGGCUGCCCCGUCCAGGGCUAUGGCUGAAGAGGCUCUGGGUGCUUGUGCAGGUGACUGUGGAGGUAGCCAUGGGCAAAGUGCUAAUGACACUGUUUCCAGACAGAAUCAAGAAAAACAUCCUGGCCAUGGGCCAGAAGACUGGGAUGACAAGGAAUCCGCAGUUUUCCCAUGACAACUGGAUCCCGACCUUCUUCAGCACCCAGUAUUUCUGGUUCAUCCUGAAGGUCCGUUGGCAGCGGCUGGAGGACACAGCUGAGCUAGGUGGUCUGGCCCCGGAUUGCUCGGUAGUCUGCCUCUCGGGACAGAAGUGCACCAUCUGGGACUUCAUGCAAGGCAACAGGCCACUGGUGCUGAAUUUUGGAAGUUGUACCUGACCUUCGUUUAUGUUCAAAUUUGACCAAUUUAAGAGACUUAUUGAAGACUUUCAUCUCAUAGCAGAUUUUCUCAUCAUUUACAUUGAAGAAGCGCACGCCUCAGAUGGCUGGGCCUUUAAGAACAACAUGGACAUCAGGCAGCACCGGAACCUCCAGGACCGCAUGCGGGCAGCCCACCUGCUGCUGACCAAGACCCCCCAGUGUCCUGUGGUGGUGGACACCAUGCAGAACCAGAGCAGCCAGCUCUAUGCGGCUCUGCCUGAGAGGCUUUAUGUACUCCAGGAGGGCAGGAUCCUCUAUAAGGGUAAAUCUGGUCCUUGGAACUAUAAUCCUGAGGAAGUUCAUGCUGUUCUGGAAAAGCUCCGUUCUCAACCUGGACAGAUCCCCCUGUUGUAGGUGACCAACAGGAGAGCUCCUCCCAGCUCUGCUCUUCCCCCAGCCCGGCUAUCUUUAUCUUUGACUUGUGUUCCCAGCCAAACAACUAGUUCAGAUUUUCCAGAUCUAAGCAAACAACUCCCACCAAGGGGUACAGGUCACAGCAUCCAAUGAGGACAAAUUGUUAUGAUCAGAAGAUGAAGCAACACUUGAGCUGUUCCUGCAAGUGAACUGUGAAAGAACGUAGAACUCCACACUACUCCCACUGCUGGUCCCAUUCACUGUGCAACGUCACUGAGUGAGAGAGCAGUCACACUCUACUGGCAUGCUUCUGAAGUGUCGUUAUCUCUUCAGCCACUCUCAAACCAAGCAGUUCAAUACGACAUCCCUUAUGCAGGGAAAAUUAAUCUGACCAAAUCUGCCAUUCCUAGAAUUGACCAUUUAAGUCUAAUUGGUUUGUAGAACUCCAGUUGUAAGGGUGAGUUGAGGAACUGUAAGAGGAGGUGGUGGGAACAGAAGAGGAUUGUAACAUUUUCCUUGCCAAAAUAUUUAAAUCAGUUGUUGCAGGCAGAGGGAUGGUGAGUUUCCAUGGUAACACAUUUCCACUUCCUCCAGAAGGAGGAGAGUACUCACUUUACCAACUUCAAAUGUAUUUAUCUUCCACUGCUCUAACUUGAGAGUCAUUCUGAGGGGAGGAUUUUUUGACUUUCUAAAAGAAUGAUAACCUUCGCCAAACCAGAUAACAGGCACUAGCAAAAGCUGUCAUUCACAUAUGCAGAAAUGUAUAUUUGACAUUGUUUCGCUAAUUUCUUCACAAGUCUCUUAAUGGUCAUUGUGUCACAUUACAUCAGACUAAUGGAUAACCAUUGGUAUUCAUCUGUUCUAACUCUGCUUCUUUUCAUAUUUGUUCAUGAUGGCCACAGCCUAAAGUACACACAGCUGUGACUUGAUUUGAAAGAAAAUGUUUUAAGAUGCAGCAAGCUAAAACAGAGUAAUUAAAAUGUAUCAGGCUA